This is a messenger RNA of Cotesia glomerata, 1275 nucleotides long. RefSeq lists its product as uncharacterized. Lineage: Eukaryota; Metazoa; Arthropoda; Insecta; Hymenoptera; Braconidae. The record is from RefSeq and is a predicted model, not a curated record. Bases 349 to 1131 code for a protein of 260 amino acids. The transcript has 4 exons.
GUAACUGACAUGUCAGAGUCUAUCAUUGACAUUGUUGACAAUUACUACAUCAAAUGAUUAAAAAAAAAAUUAAUUAAUUAUUUACAAUUAAUAAUUUUCAAGUAUUGAUCAUUUGAAUCGACAAAAGUGUCAAUAAUUUUACUUUUCUAUAAACAACAUUAGUUUCCCGCCAAAUGUCAUAACAUAACCUUGCAUAAAGUUAGUGAUUGCAAUUGCAUUACACUUAUUUAGUUUAAUAAAUUUAAUCAAAUUAUCAUUCGAUUAAUAAUCUAUCUCAAUUAUUAUUAAAUAUUUCUAUUUUAACUUCACAAAGUCAUAUAACUGGAUUUGCUAAUUUAAUUAAAAAUAAUGAGUCAAUUUUUAAAACCAUCAGCUCCAAAAGCUUUGCGUGGUAAAGCACGCCCCAAUCUAAAUGCCACUAUUUCAGCACCAAAUUCGCCGAAAGCUCUCACCUCCAGGAGAACUAUGGCCCCCGGUUCACUGUCAACAUCCUGCGCGUCAACAUCAGCACCCUCGUCAUUGAAUGUUACCAUAAGAAGCACUUCAAAAAGUUCCAAAAAGACCAAACCGGACCCGGUCCGCCUGGCCUACAUCGAGUAUCUGAUAGCCAGAGCUAUGAAUAGUGCAGUGGAGGUAGAAGGUAAUAAGCGUGCUGAAGAACUUACCAAAAAGCUUAUUUUACUUGAAAUCAAUGAUGAUGAGGCUUAUGCAACCUUAAACGAAUACGAGAUGAAAAUCAAGGAGGCCAAGGCUUUUAUAGAGGGUAAAAUGAAAUUGCAAAAACAAAUAGAAAAAAUAAAUGAUGAACUGGAAUUGAAGGAUGAGGUAAUGAAAACUUUGGAGCGGAUCCAAGGCAAACUUCAAUCAAUGGAUAAAUUAACAGUCAAAAAUAUCGAGACACACGAAGAGGAAUGGAUUGUUUUGAAAGGCUUGAUGGAAGAGUGUGACCGAGUAAUGGAUAGUAUCACAAAUGAUUGUAGAGAUUUUGAUUUAACUCUUGAAGUUAAGAAAAAUCUUGAUGAGUUUAUUAAUUUACUCAAAGCUAUUUUUAAACAACUGCACAUCAUUCGUGGAGAGUUAGAGCUGCUUGAAGCUGACACUGUAAUAACUCUGAGUUCUAAAAUUAAGUAAUAAUUAUCAAACAAUUAUCUUUAUUUUUGUACUUUGAUUCAUCGAAGAAACAAUCUUGUUUUUAGAGAUUAUUGGGUGUUCAUGAUAGUAACACUGAGAAAAAAAUACUACUCUUGAGAAAAUUUUCUUGUCACAAGAAUAUAU